CCCCGCCCGGCGGCGACACGCAGCGCGCAUCCCGCAGCGCAGUUCCCGUCGCCAGGCCCCCCGCAACUCGCCCAACGCCGGCCCCACUUCCCUCAGCGCGGUGCAGCAGGAGUGGGACGCGGCGAAAAAAAACAAAAAAAUCAGAAAAAAAACGGCGGUGCACCCACCACCAUCAUCUGCCCCAAGCGAUGCCCGGCGGCAAAAUGCACGCAACCACAACCCCUGUCACGACACCGCCACCGCCGCAGGCGCAACCACCCGCCUCCCAGCCACGCCGCGGUGCCCGCGGAAGUGGGGCACCUCGGAGCAACCGAGAGGGAAGCACGAAACCGCCUCACUCACCACGCACGGCACCUUUGCACGAUAUCCCCACGCGGCACUGGCACACCUCGUUGCCCCAACGGGCCCUCCUCCCCUUCUCUCUUCCGCACUGGCCCUGUCACCCGCGUCCCCACAUUCCUGCCGCGUGUCGGAUGCCCCACUGCCUGCAUGUUGCACGCAAAGCGCACCCCCCACAAAAAAGCUCUACGGCAGAAACAGCUCCCCAACCAUUAAAACACGCCUCUGCCACUUACCCACUGCGCUGCUGCUUCGCUGUGCCGGCGGUAAUGUGAUGCGCAUCCGCCGCUGCAAACCGCAGCCCAAACAAAUUCCUUCCCGACUGUUCAAAGAAAAUCGUUUAAAUAAAAAGGCGCCCAACGGCGUAAAGCUCUUGACCGCCGCUCCCGCGCAACUCCCCGCACGUUGCGUCCAUCCGCCCUCUCAGCCUGAAGGCUCCUGCGGCGCCCACAUCUCUAAGCCUUUGCCCGGGACGCGACGCCGGGCCCGCCCGCAACACGCAGCGCCUUGCACGCCGUCCCGUUGGCGGCCGCAGCCCCGCGAGCCCCUCCGUCCCUUUUUUAUGCCGCUCCCGCAGAAGGCCCUCCUCCCCCAGCGUGUGUGUGUGGGUCCGGAACACACGAUCUCAGGAUAUUUCGGCAAAACUAGAGGCACGCGGCGACAGCAACAGGGCGUCCGCGAGGCUCACGACCUCCGCCAAACGGCCCAGUAG
Messenger RNA from Trypanosoma conorhini, 1051 nucleotides. RefSeq lists its product as uncharacterized. NCBI's taxonomy places the organism in Eukaryota, Euglenozoa, Kinetoplastea, Trypanosomatida, Trypanosomatidae. The record is from RefSeq and is a predicted model, not a curated record. The transcript has a single exon. The annotation marks the transcript as partial.